AUGUAUCGCGCGGGUGAGCACACGCUGAUGAAGCUGAAUCACGUUAUAAUUCGCUCGAUCUCCACGGCGGGAGGGAACUAUUGGCCGCACAUAGAUACAGAGGCCUCCAGGGACAUCGUCCCCAUCGCCCCCCACUGCCUCAUCUCCGUGCGUACAGUCCUCCAGGGAACCCUUUUAGUGACUAAUAUGCGUGUUUUCUUAUUAACACAAGAGCGCCAGCUGAACUUUGGAUUCCCUAUUCAUCACAUAGCAAAGCUGGAAAUGUCUGGCGGUGAAAGCAAUGUUGCCCUGACCACGUUCUCUAUCCGGUUGGUGACCCCCCACUUGAUCAUUCUUUCCGCACAUUCUAGUGCAGUCCAAUGUGUUGUGGAGCUUCUCAAGCGCAUCAAUGUCACACCCACUCUGUCUCGCUACUCAUCGACCAUCACCCAGGCUGUUUCUCGGUUUACAGAAGCCACUCCGCACAUAGCUGCAUCAUAUGAUGGGCUCUACUAUCAGGUGCCUAUCCCGCACACCAUUUACUUCAGCAAGGAUCCUGUGCAAUCGUUUAUCUACUCAGCACCACACGAGAAGCUUAUGCAGGCGUUUCGCAAGAACCCAGCACUAGAAGCUUUCCUUGGCGAGGCAGACAGCAUGAUGUUGGAUAAUGUGACCCACUUUCCCAGCCUGGGCCACUCUAUCUUUGAUCCUAUUCGAGAGUUCCGCAGAAUGGGGGUUCAGAUGACCCACCCUACCCCUGCUCAACUUAGUAAGAUGAUCUUUGGGGCCAGCAUCCAUCCGGAUCUACUAUCGUACUUACUGAAGUUCAAGCCUGUUAGGUCUAUGGACUACUUCAACGACGCUGGAAUCCUAAUGGGGUCUUGCCGCGGGUCAGUGUGCUGCACGAGAUUUAAUUCUGGUGUAUCUGACUUCUACGAGAAGAUGCGUAUGACAGCCUUCUAUGACCCGUUCCUACUUUUCGAUACACCAGAACAGUUUUAUUGCUUGUUGAACUACCAUCCACAAGCAACUCAGAGUAAUUUCGGUGCUGUCACCUACAGGUCCGGUCAGGCAGGAGAUGAUAUCAUGAACGAAGAAGAUGCUGAAGACGAUGGGUCUGGAGCUCCACGUCCCCAGCCAUCGUCGUUUCUAUCAAAGCUUAAGAGCGGUUUUUCACCAGCCUCCAAUACUGGGAGCGCGACUACAUCGGCCGUCCCAACUUACAACUUCACGUUGCAAGAUAGACAGACAGGAACAUAUCUGUAUGCCCAUGGAUGCUUCUUUGAGCCUACGUUCUUCCGUUGUGAACCUCAUAUGCGCCACUACAUCAAGGCUCUCCUUGCUGUUGUAAUACCUCCAUAUAUAGACAGCACACAUGAGCCUCCCAUGCGCCCCCAGGAACUAGCACGAGAUGGUUGGAACAUUUCGUGGACCAAUUGUGUUUACGAGAACUCGCCAACAUAUCCUGCGGUGUUAGCUGUUCCUGACACGGUCAACGACAGCAUUGUCUUGGGGUCCAUGAAGUUCAGGUCUAAAGGCCGCUUCUGUGCUCUUUCAUGGCGGUCUCCCGUGACUGGGGCCGCUCUCUGUCGUUGCUCACAGCCUGGCGGUGGGUUUGGCCUGUCUAGAAGCUCAGAUGACGAGGCUCUUUUGCGCGCCGUUUGCAACGCUCCGCCGUCCACCGACACACGGAACCUCCUUUUUGUUUUUGAUGCUAGGCCCCAUCUGGCUGCAUUUGCCAACAGGCUCACUGGCAAGGGCUUCGAAUCCACGCGCGCAUAUCCAUUCUCUAGAACUAUCUAUUUGAACAUACAGAACAUCCACGUGGUUCGUGACAGCUAUGAGGCCAUGCGCAAGGCUGCACUAGAGUUUAUCCUCACCAGAGAGGCAAACUUCAGGGGCAUUCUAGACACAUCGGAGGAUAAAGUGCAAGGCAAUUAUGAUUAUAACAUUCAGAAUGCGAGAAAUCUACUCGAAAGUGUGGCCUCCACGAAGUCUGUCAUAUUCAAGACAGGAAAGGAGUCUAACUGGUAUAGCCACAUCCAGACCAUCAUGGCGGGUGCAUGCAUGAUCUGUGAGUGCCUCACGAAGCUUCGUUGUCAUGCGAUGAUACACUGCUCCGAUGGCUGGGAUCGAACGUCUCAACUGAGCUCCCUUGCGAUGCUACUUCUGGAUCCUUAUUACAGGACCCUUCGAGGGUUUUGCAUCCUCAUCGAGAAAGAGUGGCGUUCUUUUGGGCACAUGUUUGCCACCCGUUGUAAGCAGGAAGGCAGUACAAAGGCCAGCACUAGGAAGGAGGACAAAAAGGCCAAACCCUUUAAUGUACUCGCAGCAGCAUACAGUCAGAUGCUAGGGCACCACAAUGCUUACCAGCAGGGGCCGGAUGCACCUCUCCAGGGAACUGUGUAUGCACCAAUUGUGAUCAACCCUAGUUACGCUGGUCCUAUCGGCCCGGCCCCAGGACCUGCAAUGAGUCCUACAAUAGGCUCUGCGAUGUUCUCGGGCCCAGUGCCCUUUAGCUCGAGUGCGCCCCUCCCCGGCGCAGCUAUAAGCGGAAGCCAGGGACCACAGGGUGCAAGCUAUACUAAUCAAGGCAUCAAUCUAGGCCAGCCAUCGAUACCAUCUCAGGGACUCUUGAGGACGCAUCUGGCUGAUGCCUUUGAUAGCGUGGACACAUCUCCAAUCCCAGAGGUGCCUCUAUCUAACUUAGACUUUUCUAGCUCUCAAUCGUCUCCCAUCUUUUUACAGUGGUUGGAGUGCGUGUAUCAAGUUAUGCACCAGCGCGCUGACGAGUUUGAAUUCAACGAUAAAGUGUUACUAUACAUAGCACACCACGCAUACUCCGGCUGGCAUGGAACAUUUAUUUUUGACAACGAACGGGAUAGAACCCAGCACCUCCUAUCAACCAUAACGACCUCUGUAUGGGAUGAAUUUAUCACCAAUUCAGCUUAUUAUCUUAACCCGCACUAUAAGAUACCGGCUCCUUUGAAUGUCAUGAAGACACGAACGGGGCUGGAAUAUAUGCACAUUUCAUGUAGUAUGCGAAAGAUGACUCCGUGGAGCGCCUACUGGUCACAAGUAGCGGCAUUCCACGAAUAG
Molecule: messenger RNA, 3078 nt
Organism: Giardia duodenalis
Lineage: Eukaryota; Fornicata; Diplomonadida; Hexamitidae
Product: Myotubularin-like protein
Exons: 1
Coding region: 1-3078 (1025 amino acids)
Source: RefSeq, a predicted model, not a curated record